AUGAAUAUCAUCACUGGUGAAGGCAAAUUUGAAAAGCAUCAGAACAUAUUUGUCGGAGCGUUUGGAUUAAACAAUGUGCCGACAUGCGACUUACUCGCCCUGUUGGAUUAUGCACGGAAAUUUGAUGUUACCCAACCAAACAGCUGUGGCCAUGGCAAUCUGAUUGAAUUAUUGAAAGGACAUGGAGCACCAUACUGUGAUCAAUACGUACGAAAGUACUUGAAGGCAAGUAAAGCACAGUUUUUCGCCAAAUUUUUCUCGGAAAAUCUCGACGAGCUGUCUGAAAUCAUCCGAAGAUUACCCAAGGUUUGCAAGACGCAAGUCGAGCUCACUGCAGAUGGCCUCAAAGCCGGUCUCACUAAAACUAGCCUCGAAGCCACCAACUGGAUAUCCUUUUUUACAGGUACACCUGACGUCGGAGAGAGUUUUUCUAGAAAAGAAGCUGAUGAGAUGAUCGAAUAUGCAAAAUCUGUCAUUCGCAAGCGUUGUCUUCCAACGUUACAAGCUAUGGCUAAGCCACAAAUAAAAUCGUUUGAAUCGACGGUCAAUCUAUUGAAUGGAAUGGCCAAAGGAGCGACAUUGUCAACAACGCACUCUUUCACUUCCGAGCAAUUAUCCGGUUUCGUCGCCUCGAUCGAUCCUUUCAUUUAUGGAAAUACUCCGAUGUGUCAAGCGUUAUCCUAUGCGACUGAGAUAUUCACUUCCAGCACUGAUCCAGUGAAAGUGCUGUUUUUAAUCUCGGACGGAGAAUCCACCGACGGCGAUCCUGCACAAUUCGCCAAGCGCUUGCACGACAAUAAGGUCAUUGUCUUCUGCUGUUUACUGACAUUCGAAAAUCUUUCUCAGCCGAGACGUUUAUACUACGAACCUGACGUACGCUUGACAAAGGCACAACAUCAGAUGUUUCAACUUAGUUCCACGGUGGAAAAUUCUCACUCGGGCAUGUUGGUACUCUUAGAGCAGAAAUGGGAACUUCCAGCAGCCGGUCACAGUGGUCUGUUCGUACAGGGCAAUCAUCCCGACAUCAUGAACGAAUACUCCGACCUCGUUCGACAAUUAGCGCAAAAGAACGACGUCCUUCUGAACAACAUUGGCCGUGUUUCCUUAGAUAUGUACAUCAACGCUGCCAAUGCAAGUUUCGAACCGAAACGACAACGAGGUGGAACGUGCUAUGCUCAUACCGUGGCAGCUGUCCUUCAUUUGGCUAUGCGACGAAUUGAGGGUCGAGAAAAUGGAGUACCCGACUUCUUUGACAUUUGUCAAAAACUGAUCAAUACAUACGGCGAAAAAGGAGCAGUGACUACCGAUGUCUUGAAUAUCUGGGCACCAAAAUACCGUUUACGCCACAGGAAAGUCGAUGAAACUGGUGCUAGACAAGCAAUCAAUCACAGACGUCCCGUAGUCGCCACGUUCUGCUUGGACAAGAAGCAGUGGACGAAUUUCAGUGAGUUUUACGGGAAAUCGCCGCAAGGUGUUCUCGAAAGUAAAGACAUCGGAGCGCGCAAUGCGCAGUCGAAGAUAGAUGGGCAUGCCGUUGUCUUGAUCAAAUACUAA
Messenger RNA from Didymodactylos carnosus, 1554 nucleotides. NCBI's taxonomy places the organism in Eukaryota, Metazoa, Rotifera, Eurotatoria, Philodinida, Philodinidae. The record is from the annotation of a GenBank genome assembly.